AUGGUAAGAUCUGUGCUCGAAGUGAUGGGUGCCAAUGUGAAUUCUCAGAGUUUUGAGGAAAACCCAGAUGGGUGCCAGGCAGAGAUGAUUGCAAGAGAGAGAAGAAUCUCCAUUUCCCAGUUCAAGUCUCUGUGCCACAGCAACAACAACAUCAACAGCAACAGCAAGUCCAACAAUACUUGUGUGGCCAAAACAAACAGUGGGGCAAUGGAGUGUUGUGUUUGUCUGUAUGGUUUUGAAGCUAAGCAAGAGGUGAGCGAAUUGUCUUGCAAGCAUUUCUUCCACAAAGGUUGCUUGGAGAAGUGGUUUGACAACAACCAUUCUAUUUGCCCUCUCUGCCGCUCUGUUGAUUAG
Messenger RNA from Prunus armeniaca (apricot), 354 nucleotides. The record is from the annotation of a GenBank genome assembly. Lineage: Eukaryota; Viridiplantae; Streptophyta; Magnoliopsida; Rosales; Rosaceae.